Stylophora pistillata is the source of this 2968-nucleotide messenger RNA. RefSeq lists its product as uncharacterized. NCBI's taxonomy places the organism in Eukaryota, Metazoa, Cnidaria, Anthozoa, Scleractinia, Pocilloporidae. Gene Ontology annotation, molecular function: protein binding. The record is from RefSeq and is a predicted model, not a curated record.
UGCCACUCACCCAGCUCUGAGAUCCCAAAAGCAACAUUUGACAUGUACAUACAACUUACUAAGGACGCCUUCCAAGCCCUUGGAGUCUCAUCAAGUUCUGUGAAUGCCAUUGGAAACUUAACUGAGACAGAUUUCCCGAUAGAAAAAGUCCGCAAGCUCGAGGAUGAGAUCAGGAAAGAACUUCAGGCAGAAAUCACAUUUCUUAAAGAACAAGUAAAAGAUGAGUUGAUGAGCAUGAGGUCUGAUGUCGCAGAAGCAAACCAGGAGCGGCGGGAUGAGGCAGAACAAACAGUGACGGAGAUAAAAGAAGAGAUUCAACAACUGAAACACCAGUUGCAAGAGCAAAAUAAAGAGAGGAAAAAGGAGACGUCAGAUCAUAAAGAAACUAUCAGGUCUGAUAUCGCAGAAGCAAACCAAGCUAGAGAGAAAGAGGCAACAUUAGCAGCCCAAGAAAGAAAGGAAGUGAUACAGGAGAUUCGUGACUUAAGCAAAGAGUUGGAGUUGGCAAAACCAUCCGUAGCCACAAAAGAAAUGAGUCAGAAACUUGUUGAAUUGAAUCAAAAGUUGGAGGACAUCACCAUAAAGACUACGAAACAAGAGUCUAAUCCCAUUCUACCAAAAUCAAAUCUUCCUUCAAUGGUUCCUUACUUCACUGGGCGCGACAAAGAGUGCAACGACGUCAUUGCACACGCGACCAACGAAGCCACUCGCCUCGUUUCCAUUUGGGGCUCGCCGGGUUUCGGAAAAACGUCGACUGCAAUCGCUGAAGGACAUCGCCUCCAAGCACAAGGCCUGUCGAUAUACUUUGUUUCGUUACGUGGGAUGAGGUUAAAAAGUGAUCUGACAUCGAAAUUUCUUGGCUUGUUUACACAACCCGUGCCAGCAUCCCAGCGUUUGACGGCAGAUGACGAACUUUGCCGGAUUUUCGCUCAGAUUCCAAAUCGCUGCAUUUUCAUCCUUGAUAAUGCUGAUGAUCUUUUUGAAAGUGACCUUCCGAACGUGAAAGAGGACGCUGUUACUUUAAUUGAAGAACUUCUCAAUCGCAGCGAUAAGGUUACGUUUCUUCUCACCACAAGAGAAUCCUGUGAAUUUUUGAAUCUGCGUAUCAAAGGACAUCAUGCUCUAAGAAUAAGAGAGUUGGACGAGCAAUCCUCUUCAGAUCUUGUCCAGGAAUUGCUUCCAGAAGCGAGCAAGUCUGAUAGAUUAAAAGUUGCACAGAUUUGCGGGAGCGUACCAUUGGCCAUGAAGUUGUUGUGUUGCUCGAUUUCGGGAGAUAACACCGGGACACUAGCUCGGUCUCUUGACAUGUUUUUGAAAACUACAGAUGAUAUUCUGGCAAUGUUGGACAACCCCGACUAUCCCAGCAAUCUGAGGCUGAAGUCUCUUUUUGACGCUUCGUUUCAGAGACUUUCUGCAGAGGAAAGAGAGGCACUGGUCUCAUUUUGCAUUCUCCCCGAACACUUUGACCUGGAGGCCGCAUCAGCUGUUUUAGGAAUUAAAACAAGCCACGCCUCAAGAGUUCUGCAGAGACUCCAGAGAAAGUCCCUCAUUGAUUCUAGUUCGAAAGCCGAGAAAUAUUGCAUCCAUAAACUCAUACUGUCAUUUGUACAGAAAAAAGGGGAAAGCGACAUGAAAGACACGCUCUUGAACUCCAAAGUGCGCUUUUUCGAAUUGUACAUUUCCUUAUUUGAAACGCUCACAAAAAAGUUUCUGGCAGGAUAUUCCAUGUCAGCUUUUCUAGAGUUUUUUCAAAAUGAGGAAAGUUUCGUUCAUAGUCUAAUUGACGGUUGUCUUGAGGAAAGAACAGUCGAUAAAGUUUGCAAUGUUUUGACUAUAGCUGAGAUGUAUCUCUCCUUUCUUUAUUGGAUAGAUGAUGCUCUGUUUGGAAUUAUUUACGAGACAGCAAUAAAGGCAGCCACUGAUCACGAUAGGCAUAGCUCUGUCCACAAACGACUGCUUCUGUCGAAAGCUUAUGGUAGCUUAGUUAUUGGCGCAACUGGAGAGACCAAGAGGCUGCUGUUGGAGGCUAAACAAAUUCGGUUGACUGUUCCUAUUCGUGACACAGAACUAGAAGGAAAACUCUUGAGUUACAGGGGAUUGUACAAAUUCUUCAUCGGGAAAACUAAAGAAGGAAUGAAGCUUUUAGAAAACGCCAUUUCGUCAAUGGAAACCAUUCCAAUGCACAGAAUCCUAAAGCUCAUUAUUCUCCAAGUUCUUGCUCUUUAUCACAGUCUCAAAUGUGACCCGUUAAAGUCAGCGGACUUUUACAAAAGAGCCGUCAAUGAAUGCAAAGCAGUUGGGGACACAGGGCUGAUGGUGAUCCCGGAGAUCGAUGAAACUAGGGGACAUGAAGUCAGAAAAAACCUAAACGAAACGAGCCUGACUCAUAACCAGCCACUUCAAACGGAAGUUAUCAUUCUCGUAAGUCGAGCGAUAAAGAACAUCUCCACUGAUAAAACCAAGCAAUCCUUCUCUAAUUUACUGCUGCAAAUAAUGAAGGAAUCUGAGUCAACCAUUCCAGCUGGUGCAACUGGUCGGUUCCGUUAUCAUUUCUCCGGAGUACUACUGCUCGACGAAUUGAAAGAUAACACGGACCGUCCACUUUACUACGUUGAUAUGAUUAAUUUUCAUCCUAAAAAGAAUAUAAAACAAAAUGAUGAAAAAAAAUGCAAAACCUCCUCAAAAAACAUUGAACGCACUGAAGUCAACUACGCAGAAGCCUUAGAAUCAGAAAAGCGUUCACUAAAUAUCAAAUUGAAAGUAUUGGGCGAAGACCAUUUACAAACCGCUGACAGCUAUCAUAAAGUAGGAGUUGUUCAACAUUCACUUGGAGACUUUGUCUCAGCCCUUGAGUCAAAGAAGCGUGCACUGGAUAUCCGGUUAAAGGCUCUGGGUGAAGACCAUUCACAAACCGCUGACAGCUAUGAUUCCUUAGGAGUUACUCAACAUUCACUUGGAGACUUUGUCU